AGGGGAGCCGCUCCGAAUGAAGUCCCAUUAGACAUGUACCCGCGUUUCCUGGACCGCAACUAUCCGCUGGCAAAGCACCUGUUCUUCGUGCCCAGAUACUCGUUUGGGCUGCUGGGUCUGCGCUUUGACGAUGCCAAGUCCCAGUCGUGGAUCUCGCUGGCCUGGCUGGUCUUUAAUGUCGUCAAUUUGGCCCACUGCUGCCAGGCGGAGCUCGUCUUUGGCUGGCACUAUCUGCGGAUCAGUCCCGUGGAUGCCAUGGAUGCUUUCUGUCCGCUGGCCUGCAGCGCCACGACGCUCUUCAAGCUGGCCUGGAUGUGGUGGCGCCGCCAGGAGGUGUUCGCUCUCAUGGAGCACAUCCGCAGGCUAACGGAGCAGCAGGCUAAGCGAGGCGAUCCCAGGAAGAACGGAGUGCGAAGGAGCUACUACCUCACGGCCACGCGCUUUGGCAUGCUCGUCUUCACCCUGGGCAGCAUCACGACCUGCGCCUUUGUGCUGCGAUCCCUGUGGGAGAUGUGGUCCCGUGGCCUGGCCGAGUUCAAGUUUGAUAUGCCCUUCCGCAUGCUGUUCCCCGACUUUGCACAUCGAAUGCCUUGGUUCCCGCUGUUCUACUUGUACUCCACGUGGAGCGGACAGGUGACGGUCUACGCCUUUGCCGGCACCGACGGCUUCUUCUUUGGCUUCACCCUUUAUGUGGCCUUUCUGCUGCGAUCGCUACGAGUGGAUCUGCAGGAUUCCCUCAAGUCCGUGGACAAUGCCACCCCCAGGGACUUUGAUCUGUGCUGUCGGCGGCUGGCCAAUAUUGUCGAUCGGCACAAUGAGAUUGCGCGGAUUGUCCGCCGCUUCUCGGGGAUCAUGGCGGCACCGACUUUUGUGCACUUUGUGUCCGCCAGCCUGGUGAUAGCCACCAGUGUCAUAGAUAUCCUGCUGUAUUCGGGCUACAACAUCAUCCGCUAUGUGGUGUACAUGUUCACGGUCAGCUCGGCCAUUUUCCUCUACUGCUAUGGCGGCACGGAGAUGUCCACCGAGAGCCUCUCUUUGGGGGAGGCGGCGUACAGCAGUGACUGGUACGGCUGGGAUCGUGAGACCCGUCGGCGUGUCUACUUGAUUAUCCUGCGCGCCCAGCGACCCAUCACCGUCGAUGUGCCCUUCUUUGCGCCCUCCCUGCCGGUCUUCGCAGCGGUCAUCAAGUUCACGGGCUCCAUUGUGGCGCUGGCCAAUACCAUAAUGUAG
Messenger RNA from Drosophila subobscura, 1230 nucleotides. RefSeq names its product odorant receptor 45b (gene Or45b). The record is from RefSeq and is a predicted model, not a curated record. Gene Ontology annotation, molecular function: odorant binding; olfactory receptor activity. The transcript is spliced from 6 exons. The coding region runs from base 34 to 1230 and encodes 398 amino acids. Lineage: Eukaryota; Metazoa; Arthropoda; Insecta; Diptera; Drosophilidae. Gene Ontology annotation, cellular component: plasma membrane. Gene Ontology annotation, biological process: detection of chemical stimulus involved in sensory perception of smell; sensory perception of smell.